AGGACCCCAUGUUGAAGAGAAGGAGAGAACGCAUCCGAUCCCCGACUCCUCCUCUCUCUCCUGCCACCGCCGCCCUCCAGAGCCCAGCCCUGCUAGCCUCAACCUCUCUCAGAGACUCUCAGCCAAUCGACUCACGGUCUCGUCUGCCACGUUAAAUGGCAGAUGGUACCUACAGGUUCCAGCAGCCUGGGGCCGGGCAGUUCUUCUUUCAAACUCAAUCACAGCAUACUCACCAGCGUCAUCUCGUUCGAAACGGAACCAACUCCCCCACUGGAAGACUAAAAUUUAGUCACGACACUCCCUCUCCCUCACGCUCCCCUCCGAUCAGUCAAGCAGCUGCGCUCAACCCUUUCACUAUGUACACUCAAACCCACCAAGGGCAACAUGUCAUGAUGAAUGGCGGCCAGGCCCAUCAGCGGUUUGGCAUGCAGAUCCCUAAGUUUCAAUCGCAAAACCAUCAUCCGCACCCUGCACAGCAGCCUCAUCAUCACGCCCACCACAAUCAAGCGUCCCACACUAUUAAUCAUCAACACAACUUCUCCAGUGGGGCGUUGGCCGCCGCUACUCCGCAUUUCACCCCCGGUCCUCUUCAGAAUGGUGCUCAUGUCAACGUGGAUGAAGAUAUAGAUGAGUCUAUGAACGAACAUUGGCAGCAGCAGCUUCAGCUGGCUGCAGAGUCACGGCAAGCAAAUUCCCCCCAUUACCAUGCCCGCACCGUCGCACAGCAAACCAAGGGCCUCCAGAUUAGCCAGUCCGAGCCACAAGAGAAUGGGAGUGGUGAUCGCAAUGGUCUUGUCAAGACCAAAGCUGCUCCGAAGCAGGGCUGGUAUGCUCUUGAUUUUGGUGGGCAGGGCCUACGUGCACUUUCAACCUCUUUGUUUAGCUAUACUUUCCUUGAGAAGUUAUACCUGAACCACAACAAGUUGAAGACACUGCCUCCGUCGAUUGGACAACUGCGGAAACUCACGCACCUGGAUCUGUCAAGCAAUGAUCUUACAGAGCUCCCCGAAGAAAUUGGCAUGCUCACCAGUCUCAAGCAGCUUCUUCUCUUCGACAACAAUAUCCGCACGCUUCCUUUCGAGAUGGGCUAUCUUUACAGAUUAGAGAUGCUGGGAAUAGAGGGGAAUCCUUUAAAUGAUAUCUUAAAGUCACAGAUUAUCAAGGAGGGAACAAAGGCCUUAGUCCGGUAUUUGAGAGAAGAAAUGCCAGUUCAUCUUCCACCCCCCGAUAGAGAUUGGAUUAUCCUGGACGAGACCGCAAGCUCCGGCAACAAUCCCUCCGAGAAGAUCACCGUUCUUUCCCAUAACGCUCUAUGCGAAGCUUCUGCAACGCCGACUCACUUUGGAUAUACUCCGUCCCGGGUUCUUUCAUGGGAAUUCCGGCGUGAGCUUAUCCUGAGCGAGUUGAGAUCACACGACUCGGACAUUAUCUGCCUGCAGGAAGUCGACCAAGGCAGUUACAAUGGAUUUUUCCGGGAACAGCUCGCUUACAACGAUUACAAAGGUGUAUACUGGCCUAGAGGAAGAGCCAUGGGUAUGCAGGAGGAGGAAGCCAAGUUGGUCGAUGGCUGUGCCACGUUCUUCAAGGGAAGCAAGUUUAUUCUUCUCGACAAGCAAAUGAUCAAUUUCGGUCAAACAGCUGUGCGGCGACCGGAUGCAAAGGGUCAAGAUGACAUCUACAACCGACUGUGGCAGAAGGAUCACAUCGCCGUGGUCGUAUUCCUGGAGAACCGGCUGACAGGCUCCCGCUUUAUCGUUGUGAACGCACAUCUCUACUGGGACCCGGCUUUCAAGGACGUGAAGUUGAUCCAAACUGCCAUCUUGAUGGAGGAGAUCACCAAGCUUUCUGAGCAAUAUGCCAAGUGGCCCGCAUGUACUGACAAGACUGCCUUCCGCUUCUCAGAAGCAGAAGGUGAAUCGGAGACUCCGCCGCCCGAACCUGCGCCAUCUAUGCAGUACUCCAGCGGCGAUCAGAUUCCGCUCUUCAUGUGCGGAGAUUUCAACUCAUCGCCUGGGUCUGCAGCAUACAACCUGGUCGCACAUGGAGGGCUCACGGAGGCGCAUCCGGACCUCGAGAAGCGGCUGUACGGUAACCUCAGCCGGGUCGGCAUGACGCACCCGUUCAAGCUGAAGUCGGCGUACAGUUCAAUUGGCGAGUUGAGCUUCACAAACUACACCCCGGAUUUCAAGGAUAUCCUGGACUAUGUCUGGUUUUCUUCGAAUUCGCUGCAUGUCUCGGCGUUACUUGGGGAGGUGGACAAGGAGUAUCUACAGAAGGUGCCCGGAUUCCCCAAUUUUCAUUUUCCAAGUGACCAUAUCGCAUUAUUUGCGGAGUUUACAGUUAAAGGGAAAAAGGGCAAGGUUGUGGAAGCGGAUUUUGGACCGCAACGGAAUUGAGGGAACGGAGCAUGUCGAAUCUUACGAGACUGGUGUUUGUGUAGCCGGUUUAUCUUGUUAUCUCGGAAUCUUUGGGGGCCUUUCGCGUGUCUGUGGUGUUCUCUUACGUUGUCAUGCUUCUACUGCAUUUGCUUCUUUUCUCUUCAUUCUU
Molecule: messenger RNA, 2547 nt
Organism: Aspergillus ibericus CBS 121593
Lineage: Eukaryota; Fungi; Ascomycota; Eurotiomycetes; Eurotiales; Aspergillaceae
Product: CCR4-Not complex 3'-5'-exoribonuclease subunit Ccr4
Exons: 2
Coding region: 156-2396 (746 amino acids)
Biological process (GO): nuclear-transcribed mRNA poly(A) tail shortening
Cellular component (GO): CCR4-NOT complex; cytoplasm; nucleus
Molecular function (GO): protein binding; poly(A)-specific ribonuclease activity
Source: RefSeq, a predicted model, not a curated record